AUGUUUUUACUCUUUUCCGAUAAAGGUGGCAACGAUCUCGGUGGCCAUGUUAGUUAAUGGCGAUGCUAUUGGGUUUGUUGCUAAUUUAAGACCUCUAAGAGAAUUUUAAUUUUUGAGGAAAAGUUUGCCAAUCAGUGAUGAAAACCUUUUGAAAACCUUGUGUGAACUUCAGAUAGAUUACGCUCCAGGUGAGCAACAAGACGUGUACAAAAUAACACCUGCUGAAAGAAUUUAUUAUGAAUUCCUGAUAAAGGAAACUGAAGCCGAGCUACUUUAAUUAGUUUUAAGAGGUUCAUAAUACUGACUUGUCAGAAGGGAGAGGAACGGGCAGUUAAAUUUUAACUGCCCGUUUUUUUUUUUACCUUUAUUAUCUCCCUCCUCCCUAAUUUUUUCGGCCAUUUCUCUCUCCUCCCUGAUUUUUCCUCUCUCUCUCUCUCCCUGAUUAGUGCUUUACGAGGUUUAAAUCAGGUGACGAUACACUGCAGUACCUCGUUUCCAUGUCUGAAAAGAAGGAAAACAUUUGAAACGCGUUUUUCUUCUUAUUCAGCACGUGCAGUAGCCCUUUAUUUCUUUCCAAACCGUUUGAUUUUGUAACGUAAGCUUGAAGCUUUGAUCUUACAACAUCUAUUAAAAAUGCUUUACAUAGGGCAGAAUGGUUACUUAUAACUACUUGCCAGAUGAAAUAGAAUAACACAAGUACAUUUAUUAAACAUUGUAUUGCAUCUACAUUGUGUGAAGGUAAUUUACAACUUACCACCUCACUUCCGGCUUUAAAGUCAGAGAAUGUCGUGAUAUCUUGCAGGAACUCGAGCAUGCUUGCUGCUGUAUUUACGCGUGGGCAUGUUGCACUGGCCAAUUUGUUCUGCCAGUUCAUCGCCACUUUCGUCACUAUCAUUAUUGGACCUAUCGUGCCUAUCAUAAUGUCCUGUCGUGCGUGUUCAGUCAACAGUUUGCAGCUAACACAGAAAUUUUGACUCGAAAACAAGUCCCAGACACUCUUCAAACUUAUUUCUCUAUGCUCUAUGAGUUUGGGAUCGCAUUCUAUCGCGUUGUUUUACAGCUUCAAGUGGUAAAACUCAUUGCAACUGUGCCUAAAGGCUCAGUCUCUCGAAUAAUCCUUAAAAAUGAUGUGUUUAUUUGUAACCUUCAACAACGAGGAACUAGCUUGUUGGGCUACAGGGUAGGCAGUUAACAACACACACCAUAUCAAGCGUAGCACGUAAAUGUUGUAAAUCAUUGUCAGUGUUUCCAUUUGCAAUGUUUUCAGCGUGGAUUUCCAUGGCUUUCUUAUACUUUGAUCCACAAUCAGAAGAGUUGAAAAUCACAACUAAUUUUCUGCACUGCAUUUCUAUGCUCGUGAAAGAUAUGAAGUUGAAAAUAGAAAGAGAAAUUCCAUAUCAAAACGCAACCAUGUAUUAUUUUAUUUAUUAAAUAAACACCACGGGCCUUAGAUGACAAGAAAAGUCGACUCUAUCAAUGAAUGAGCAAACGAUCCUGGAUUAAGAAUGGUAAACGUUUUGUCAUUCAUUCCUCAAGCUGACAGAGUGAUGCGAAUGGCGAGUGACGUAAAUGACGAGUUUUUCUGCAGCUGACUGGUGACAUCAAACACAUGUAAAAAAAAUUAUCGUAAUUUUACACGUGUGCAGUUACUGCUUUUCUCGGCCGGGAUUGGAAAAAGUUUUAAAAACACAGCAGUUUAUUGGACACAUAAUAUUCUGAGCAGGAAGAGAGAUUAUAUUCUGUGCUAUCAGAGGAAUAAUAUUAUGUGGUAUCAUCCUUACAAAUUCUUCGAGUAAGUAACCUAUAAUUUCUCCCCACAAUUUUACUGCUGAAUCAAACAGUUAUUUCAUGAGAGUGGAAGAAAUUGUCACCAACUUUAGAAGCAUUUUGGUGCCAUAAGGAAUGUAUGGCGAACAGUAGAGAAAAUGUGCAUACAGAUGUUUGAGUACAAGGUGUUAAUCAAAAGUCUAUAUUUUCAUUUAUUUUUCAGGUAGUUUUCAUGGUGAAGCAGCGGUGGAUCACGACUUUAUCCGAGUCGAGGUCGUGACGUCUUCGGGAGCCACGAAAAGUGACGUACACAUGCACGUGUUUCCUAAACAAGAAGUUCUCAAAAGGGAACAGAAACCUGGCGGUAUUCCACUAAACGUUGCGCUAGUUAUGUUUGACUCUACUUCAACUGCUAACUUUAAACGAAAAUUACCCAAAAGCUGGAAACAUUUGACUACGAAUUUAAACUCUAUUGUUAUGCGAGGUAAGUCCCAUAAAACUCCAUUUCACUUCAUUUUACCCGCAAAAGAUGUAAUCGGUUAUUAAUACGCCUAUCGAUGCAAAAAGACAGCCGUGACUAGCCUCUUGCAUUAGAGGUUACCCCAGAAGAGCUUUAACCUUUCAAAACACCCUGCUUCUCGACCUUACACCCCCGUUUACUGACUCGACUUUUCUUCCUCGCCGGGAAAUAAGGCCGCCUCCACAACCCUUUCGGGAAAUUUGCGAUAACAGCAGCUUGUCGACUACUAUUCUCUCUUUAUCUAUUAUCCGAAACAUCCCUGCUGUUUCCCAUUUAUUGUUUUCCCGCUAGUACGGCUAUGGUAUCUCUCUCUGCCCCAGUUAGCUCUUAGAUGUAGUGUUUUCCAAUUUCAGCAAGAAGUCAUUGUUUUUUUUCCCAACCUAGAAGAAAAAUACUAUCGCGGGUCUAAGGUCCCGCCUAAUAGUUCACGGUUUACUAGCUCUCUGACUAAAAACUUGAUUGUGAUGAAUCUGCGUGCGAAUCGAUUGCUGUAGAUUUUCUGGGUGACACAAUAUUUAACGCUUCAAAUGGUAAUAGCCCUGAGGAUGGUAGUCCAUUUUCCUAGGCUAUUCCAUCGCAGGGUUGAAAAGAUAGAAAUCGGCUUCGCUCUAAAAAUAAAGAAAAGAAAGCCUUACCAGCUCGUCCAUUUCCCCUACUUAACGGAAAAAGUAAAGCAAGUUGUACUUCUAGUUAUCUAACACUUUCACUGUAUUUUCAACGCCUUGGUGACUAUAAUUUAUAAGAGUCCUUUCUUUCUAUAAGUUGUGAUAUCCCCUUAUUCAGAGUGAAACGUUCCUUUUUUGUCUUGUCAUUUGGUGACUAUAAGCGUACGUGCAGCCAUAGCUUUAAAUCAGUCACGCCUUCCUUUCUGUGUGAAGCAAAGAUCAGUUGAGUCUUCCUUGAUUUUUACCCAAUUGACAGGUGAGACAAUCGUAGGAGAUGGCACCGCUUCCCAGCUGGUUGCAAUGUUAACUGGUUUACCGGAGAAAAACCAACAGGAUGCACGAAAGAGAAAAAGUUCAUCGAAAACUGUCGACAGCUGGCGGUGGAUUUUUAAAGAUCUAAAAGAGAAAGGAUACGCUACUUGUUUUUCAGAAGAUUCACCAGGAACUGCAGCGUUCAAUUAUCGCUUAAACGGUUUCCGAGACCCUCCUACUGACCAUUACGGCAGACCAUUCUGGAUGGAGGCAGACAAACGUUUGAGAGCACAUUGUGUCAACAGCCGAGCAUCUCACAAUGUAUCUUUUGAAUAUCUACUGAGUUUCUUCCGUAGAUAUAGGGAUCGGCCGAGGUUUGCUUUCGCCUCGCACUGUGCAAUUUCUCAUGAUGACAUAAACACGAUUGGCUACGUAGACGAUGAUCUAAAAAUAUUUCUCGAUGAGUUUGAGAAAGAAUCAUUCUUAGAUAAUACAAUGCUGAUUAUUUUCAGUGACCAUGGAACGCGCUUCUCAAAUUUGAGGAAAACACUUCAAGGUAAACUCGAAGAAAGGCUUCCUUUUUUGUCAAUCACUUUACCGAAAUGGUUUCAAGAAAAGUACCCAGACCUCAACAAUAAUCUCGUUUACAAUUCGCAUAUUCUUACAUCACCGUUUGACGUUUAUGCUACUCUACGUCACAUUCUUUCAUACCCACAGUAUCCAAGCGGAAUUAUCACUGGUCAGAGCCUUUUUAGCCGAAUUGAGAGGACAAAUCGCACAUGUGCAAGUACAGGUGUAGCAGAUCAUUAUUGCCCUUGUCUUGACUUGGAAGCCGUGUCAGUCGAUGAGCCCGUUGUCAAAGAAAUAGCAGCUUUUGUCUUAAAGCAUAUUAAUGAUCUGACGUCACAUACCGAUGAAUUAUCAAAACUAUGUCAGCGGUUGCAGUUGAAGGAAAUAAAGAGCUCGUUUCGUGAGAUGCCGAAGGAAGCCAUGCAAAGAUUUGAAAGGUCAAAGCACGCCGCAGAUGACAGAUGUGACAGCUGCGAAGCGCUGCUGGGCCAAAAGACUGAAAACACUCUCGUCAGGGACACCUUAUAUCAGAUACAAUUUACAACAUCUCCGAACGAAGGAUUUUACGAAGUUUCGGUUCGAAUGAAGCAAGGUGUUCCUGAACUUACAGCGGAAAUAAGUCGGAUUGAUGCUUAUAAAAACCAGGCAGACUGUAUCUCACACAAUUUUCCUCUACUUCGGAAAUACUGUUACUGUUCGACAAUUUCUUCAUCUAGGGUGAAAUAA
Molecule: messenger RNA, 4500 nt
Organism: Pocillopora meandrina
Lineage: Eukaryota; Metazoa; Cnidaria; Anthozoa; Scleractinia; Pocilloporidae
Source: the annotation of a GenBank genome assembly